Hevea brasiliensis (rubber tree) is the source of this 1468-nucleotide messenger RNA. RefSeq lists its product as uncharacterized. The transcript is spliced from 7 exons. Bases 106 to 1263 code for a protein of 385 amino acids. Gene Ontology annotation, molecular function: oxidoreductase activity. Lineage: Eukaryota; Viridiplantae; Streptophyta; Magnoliopsida; Malpighiales; Euphorbiaceae. The record is from RefSeq and is a predicted model, not a curated record.
ACCAUAUAAUUCGGAUUGUAGCGUACAAUAUAUUAAUUCUGACAAAGAACGUGGCAGUAAUAUGAGGGUAUGAACCGCUGGUGAAGACUUGAAGAAUAAUCUAAGAUGAAACUGUCUACGAUCAUGUUUUCCGUCAGCGCACCCUCGAUUAGAACCAAAUCUCCGUCUCUCACUUCCGCUUCAUUUGGCUCCCUUUGCUGCUCUUCUUAUCCUUCACUGCAAACCAAAUCGCGUAAUUUUAUUCCCUUGAAGAACGUUGCGCUUCCUUGGAAUUCAAUUUCCACAGGAAAACGACGAUACCUCUGUUCCGUCUCUGCUUCUAAAUCGGAAAAUGGAUUCACCGGAUCCUCUUUUCAGGGAGAUGAAUCAUUUUUCAGGAGUGUAUUGGCUGGUAUGGAAACGGUUUAUUUGAACAGGAACCCCACGGCGAAAGCUGUUUUGGAGCUGGUUCAGUCAGCUGACGGCGAACCAAUCUGCUAUGAUCAUUUUGCUUUCAGGACAUUUGGGGUGAAUGGUCAUGGGAUUGAUUCCAUGGCAAGCCUUUUCCUGGAUUAUGGUUAUACACAGAAGGGGGAACUGAGAUUUCCUGCCAAAAAAUUGAGAGCUCUGUGGUUUUCGCCUCCCAGUAUUCCACAUUCUAAUACUGGCAGUGGUGUUAAUGGGCCUUUGCCCAGAAUUUUCAUUUCGGAGCUUCUUGUUGAUCAGAUAAGCCCACAAGCUCAAGAAAUCAUUAAAAAAUAUGUUGAAGUAUCUGCGAGCGGAUAUAAACAUGCAGCUCUUGCAAGUACUCUAGGCUUUCUGACAUGGAACAAGCCCUUAUAUUCUGAAUUUGAGCAAUUAGCAAGGGAGAGUGAAUAUGCUGCCUGGACACUUGUCAAUGGUUAUGCACUAAACCAUGUUACCAUUUCCACUCAUCGGCUGAAAUCUCAGUUGAGAAGUAUCAAUUGCCUUGAUCAAUUUAUUGAAGAUAAUGGGUUCAAAUUAAAUUCUGAAGGGGGCAUUCUGAAAGUGAGUCCUGAUGGCCUUUUGCUGCAAAGUUCAACUGUGGCUGAUUCAAUCACUUUCAAAUUUUCUGAUGGUGUCACUGAAUCAGUUCCUUGUUCAUAUAUCGAGUUUGCUGAACGCCUUGUGCUGCCACAGUAUAAAAAUCUACCAGAACAAGAGGUUAGGGAAUUCCACAGGCGAGAUGGGUUUGAGGUUGGGAAUGCUGAUAAGAUCUUUGAGAGCACAUCCAAAGAGCAAUUGACUAGGAGGGCUGCAUAAGAUACAUUACAUAUGUGAAGGAGCAAGUGCAAUUUGGUAGCUUAAGUUCGAGGUGUCAAGAAGUGAUCUUCAAAGCCAAGAUGCUAAUAUAAAUAAAUAUGUAUUUAACAUGUAAAUAAAUUUGAUUCACUUAAUAAGAAUAUGCACUUGAACGUAUAACAGAGUGCCAGCAGCAGCAAAGAUAAUAGUUGAUCCACAUUAAUCC